Messenger RNA from Caenorhabditis elegans, 1036 nucleotides. RefSeq names its product Troponin I 1 (gene tni-1). The transcript has 6 exons. The record is from RefSeq and is marked reviewed. Bases 10 to 762 code for a protein of 250 amino acids. Gene Ontology annotation, cellular component: sarcomere; troponin complex. Gene Ontology annotation, molecular function: troponin C binding. Lineage: Eukaryota; Metazoa; Nematoda; Chromadorea; Rhabditida; Rhabditidae.
GACUUGAAAAUGAGCCAAAUUGAUGAGAACAUUCGCUACGGCGGAGCUGCCAACGAAACCGAUGGCGAGGAUGCCCAACGAAAAGCCCAAGAACGCGAAGCCAAAAAGGCCGAGGUGCGCAAGCGCCUUGAAGAAGCAGGACAAAAGAAACAGAAGAAAGGAUUUUUGACUCCAGAAAGAAAGAAGAAGCUCCGCAAGCUUCUUAUGAACAAGGCUGCUGAGGAUCUUAAGACACAGCAAUUGCGGAAGGAACAAGAAAGAGUCAAGGUCCUUGCUGAAAGAACCGUUGCUCUUCCAAAUGUUGACAGCAUUGAUGAUCACGCUAAGCUCGAGGCUAUCUACAAUGAUUUGUUCUCCCGCCUCUGCAACUUGGAGGAAGAGAAAUAUGAUAUCAACCACAUCACCACAGAGACUGAAACUACAAUUAAUCAACUCAACAUUGAGGUUAACGAUCUUCGUGGAAAAUUCGUAAAACCAUCAUUGAAGAAGGUGUCCAAGUAUGACAACAAGUUCAAGAAGAUGGCUGAAGCCAAGAAGGAAGAUGGAAGCAAGAACUUGAGAAAUAAUCUCAAGACAGUAAAGAAAGAGAGCGUCUUCACUCAAAUUGCCAACAAGAAGAAAUCUGACAAGCCAGAAUGGUCCAAGAAGAAGGAAGAGAAGAAGGAAGAAAGCGCCCCAGAACCAGUUAUUGAGCCAGUUGAGGAAGAAGAAACUGCUGCUUCUGAGGGAGAAGAAGAAGAAGAAGAAGCCGACGAGGAAUAAAUACCGGCAUUGUUGUCAUUAUCUUGUUCACUGAAUCUAACUAAUCAUUCUCGCGUAUAAUACAUUUCAUCAAUUCAAUUUAUGUGCCUUUUGAGUUUGAGUAUUCUUAAAAUUUUGUGCAUGUAAAAGGUAUUUGGCCCUUUUUUAUAAAUCUUCAUUUGUUUUGUUCUGCCGUUAUACUGUUUCAAAAUUUCCAGUAUACAUUCUUUGUAUUCUUUCAGUAAUAUUCCAUCUUAUUCUUUUCUGCAUAUUCGCAAUAAAUGAAGUUAUCACC